UCCACACCUCUCUCUUCCGGAAAGAAGAGGGAACAGGGUACGGUGAAACUCAUUACGAGCCGUACUUCUUCAAUUUCCGUGAAAUCAAGGAAACAGAUUCGCGAAAGUAAAGAACAAAAGAAGCUACCAGAACCUAACGCCGCCGUGUCGCCGCCGGACCAUGUACAGGAGUCGGUCGGCGCGAUCCGCCUCGUUCCAUGACCCUGGGACUCGAUUCGCCGAGUCCGAGAGGAUUGAAGGCGCCGGAAGCUGGGACGCCCUUGAAUGGACCAAAAUUGAACCAUUUUCGAGGUCGGUGUCGCAGGGAAUUAAGAAGUUCUUGCUUCCAGCUGAGCAGGUCAUUGUAGAGGGAAAUGGCAUUGUUCUUGUUAACACCGAUGAAGCUGGAACCUUAUUUGUUACAAAUUUUCGACUUCUAUUUUUGAGUGAAGGAUCAAGGGACAUCAUUGCACUGGGCACUAUAGCACUGGCAACUAUUGAGAAGUUUAACAAAAUGGUUAUGAAGCUUCCCUCUGCUGCUCGUCAGUCAGACAAGAAUCCAUCCCGGCGCCUGCUUCAGGUCAUAGGCAAAGAUAUGAGAAUAAUUGUAUUUGGUUUUAGGCCUCGAACAAAGCAGAGACGUGCAGUAUACAAUGCAUUAUUGAAGUGGACAAGGCCAACAAGACUCUGGGAUCUCUUUGCUUUUGUUUCUGGCCCUUUAAUGUUCUGUAACAUGGAUCCAAAAGUUCGAUUAUUGAAUGAGUACUUCCGGCUCCUGGGACUAGGAACAUAUCAUGCUUCAGUUAGUUCCAUUGAAGAUGUAUCUUUCACAUUGUCUAAUGAGUUGUGGAGAAUAAGCAGCGUGAACUUUAAUUAUUCAAUGUGUUCGACCUAUCCAUUUGCCUUGCUUAUUCCAAAGUCUAUCAGUGAUGAUGAGAUUCAGCAGGCAUGUACAUUUCGUGCACGUUGUAGGCUUCCAGCAAUUACAUGGUGUCAUCCAGGAACUGGGGCUGUUCUAGCACGCUCAUCUCAACCACUUGUUGGCCUCAUGAUGAAUCUCAGAAGUAACACUGAUGAGAAGCUAGUUGCUGCGCUCUGCACUCAAUUUGCUGGAGGGCAGCGGAGGAAACUAUACAUUGCUGAUGCAAGGCCAAGAAAAAAUGCUCUUGCAAAUGGGGCAAUGGGAGGUGGAUCUGAGUCAUCUUCAAAUUAUUUUCAAUCUGAGAUUGUUUUCUUUGGGAUAGACAAUAUACAUGCAAUGAGAGAGAGUCUAGCCCGGCUAAGAGACUACUUGGAUACUCAUGGGACUACCUCAUCAGAUGGAAUGUCAUCAUUUUUGAGGCAUGGUGGAUGGACAUGGGGAGGUGGUAAUCUCAGCAGUAUGUCUGCUUCAGUUUCAACUCUUGGAGAUACUGGUUGGUUAAUACAUGUCCAAAGUGUCCUAGCUGGUUCCGCUUGGAUUGCUGCACGCGUUGCACUGGAAUCAGCUUCAGUGCUUGUUCAUUGCAGUGAUGGAUGGGACAGAACAACACAACUGGUAUCACUUGCCAGCUUGUUGCUUGAUCCAUAUUACCGGACAAUUAAAGGAUUUCAGGCACUUGUGGAGAAAGAUUGGCUUGCAUUUGGUCAUCCAUUUUCAGACCGUUCCGGAUUGCCAACCUUAUCUGGAAGUGGUAACAUGCCUUCUGAAUUAACUAGACAGGUUUCUGUUGGGAGCAUAUCACCCCUUCGCCAAACGUCGAGCUCUUCUGCAUCUCAGACUCAAAAUUCUUCACAUGGGCAAAACAAUUGUUCCCCCAUUUUCUUACAGUGGGUUGAUUGUGUUUCACAGCUUUUGCGGAUGUAUCCUUGUGCCUUUGAGUUCUCCUCGGCAUUUUUGGUAGAAGUCUUGGAUUGCAUGCUUUCUUGUCGCUUUGGAAACUUCUUGUGCAAUAGUGAGAAGGAAAGGCAACAGGCGAGUAUUUCUGAUGCUUGUGGAUGCCUAUGGAUGUAUUUGGCUGAUUUACGGGCUUCAGAAGGAAGUUUGCAUGUACAUUACAACAUUUUCUACGAUCCUUUAAAACAUGGAGGGGCACUACUACCGCCAGCUGCAGCUUUAGCUCCCACAGUUUGGCCUCAGUUUCAUCUUCGAUGGGCCUGCCCAUCAGAGGCUCAAGUAGGUGAGGUCGAAGCACAGUGUAGGAGCCUGACUAAGAGAUUCUCUGAGAUGCAGAAGGCAAAAGAAGCCGCAGAAGCUAGAAUGAAAGAAAUGAGUGCGGAGAUGAAAUCUUUGAGUGUAGAGUUGCAGAGUGAGAAACAUGUGAGUAGCUCUGCUAGGGAUUCGGCAAAGAGAGCCAACAGGGAGUGUGUAGCUAUAAAGCGGGCAGUGCAAUCACUAGGCUGUAAAGUUUACAUCUCAGCAGAUGGUGACUGCAGUGUUGGUAUCGAGAGCAACGCAACAGAAAUUCCUCAAAACUCUCUUUACACAUCUUCAAGACACGAAAAAGAUGGUUCUUUCCAGCUUGAUGAUAACUCGGAUCAUUCCAGGUCAGUUACCAUCAUGCCAGAUGACCCUCCCGACAGUCGAUUCGCCCAAGUAUGUGAAUCUUUAUGCCCUAUGCGCACAAGGGAAGGAGGCUGUAGGUGGCCUAAUGCUGGUUGUACCCGGUUCGGGAGCCAAUUCGUUGGAUUAAAAGCAAAUUUUGAAGCAUUUGACCGGCUUUCUAUAUACGAUAGUUAUUUUGAAUCGCAAUAGAAUCAGAUAUUGACGCAGGAGCCAUAAGUGUUUCAUUGACAUUAUCAUUCAGCCAUGUUAUGCUGAGAUGAGCAUUUCUGCAGGAUGAGAUUUUGAGAGGAGAUGGAUGGUAUCAACUAUCAAGUAACGAGGGACUGUAAAUACAGAAGCGAUUUAGGUCUUCUGAGUUUUGGACAUUGUGGAGCCUCACCACCCCCAAGACGCUAACGACUGAAGGAGGUAAAAUGGCAUUUUAGUUCUCUGCCAUUCCUAUUAGUAAUACACCAUUUUUCUUGUCGACAUAGUUUGGGUUACAUAUUUUUCUUCAUACAUUUCUGUAGAUAAGGAUAAAGAUACUAACAUUUUUUAUCCUUAAGUUCUCCAUUUCCUAAUAAGCAAUUCUAGUAUUUAAAAUAAUUUUCACCUGAUGUCAUCUAUAUCCAUGAGGUCCUGGUA
Molecule: messenger RNA, 3148 nt
Organism: Ipomoea nil (Japanese morning glory)
Lineage: Eukaryota; Viridiplantae; Streptophyta; Magnoliopsida; Solanales; Convolvulaceae
Product: phosphatidylinositol-3-phosphatase myotubularin-1-like
Exons: 19
Coding region: 161-2713 (850 amino acids)
Biological process (GO): dephosphorylation
Molecular function (GO): phosphatase activity
Source: RefSeq, a predicted model, not a curated record